AGUCAGACAUGUGUUACUGCGGAAAGCCAAUAGGUGGCAACAACACAUUUACUGUCCAGUGUGCCAGUGACAGAAGAAGAGGAGGUUUAACAUGGCUGCGCCCGUGCCCUUGUUUUCACGAUUGAAAAUAGGUGGGUUACUCUCCCUUCAACCUGUCGUUGAGGUGACCGCGAGGUUUGCGUCGAAGAAAUCUGGAGGCAGUAGUAAAAACCUUGGAGGAAAGUCACCCGGACGCAGAUAUGGCUAUAAGAAACUAGACGGUAAUUUUGUACAUGCCGGGAAUAUUGUUGCAACACAGAGAUUGAUGCGUUGGCAUCCUGGAGGUCAUGUCGGAAUUGGGAAAAACAACACCUUGUAUGCAUUAGAGGAUGGUGUUGUUAGGUUCACCAAGGAGGUGUACGUUCCUCUCCCUCAGAGUGCUGAAGCCAAAGACAUGAUCUCAAAGCUGCCGAAAGGAGCCGUGCUGUACAAGACCUUUAUUAGUGUGGUUCCGAAAAAGCAGGACGUUACCUUUAAACUGGUCAGUAUGAUGUGAAAAUGAACUCCAACCUUGGAACAGGUGUAGACCUCACAUGGAUCUCAGGAACACCUGAAGCAUAACAAAGCAUGUCAUUUGAAAUUGAAAGAUUGAAAGGCUACAGCCAGUCAUAAAAACAGUCUCUCAAUUUUAUGAUUUAAGAUGGUACAUUUAUAAGUUUGCUGUGCUCUGUUUGAAAAAACAGUAAUUUAGACAGAUUAGUAAGGGAGAUUAACCCUAAUGCCUGAAUUGUUCAAUAAAGUCUGUUCAGCCAACCUUGUGAGGCACCUUUAUAAGCAAAACUCCCCAUGAAAUUAUCAUUAUGAAUGCUGUUUAGUUCAUAGAUCUUUAUUUCCAAUGAUAAUCUUUGUGUUUGAAUAUCCUAAGAGUAUUCCUGAUUUCCCCAACAUGUUCUGUGAGUACAUUUUUAAAUGAGCACAUUUAUUUAGAUGGUUGUAUAUGAUUGGGGGCAGGUUUAUAUGUUAAAAAUACAUGCAUUCUAUAUGUAUUUGUUCACUGCUAUGCGGCACAUUGUCUACAGGCUGUAAGUACUGUAUGUAGUUGAAGAAACCGGCAACUUGUUUAUACCUGGCUUAUUGUCUUACAUUUCUUUACAUUUUGUUAAUGCAACUAUUGUGUAAGGAUUGUAAUAUAAAUCAUACAUGAGUCUGAAUCUGAAUUGAGUCUACAUAAAUAAACUCUGCUACCAUGACUUUAA
Molecule: messenger RNA, 1235 nt
Organism: Sardina pilchardus (European sardine)
Lineage: Eukaryota; Metazoa; Chordata; Actinopteri; Clupeiformes; Clupeidae
Gene: mrpl27
Product: mitochondrial ribosomal protein L27
Exons: 4
Coding region: 92-535 (147 amino acids)
Biological process (GO): translation
Cellular component (GO): mitochondrial large ribosomal subunit; ribosome
Molecular function (GO): structural constituent of ribosome
Source: RefSeq, a predicted model, not a curated record